Molecule: messenger RNA, 1497 nt
Organism: Musa acuminata AAA Group (dessert banana)
Lineage: Eukaryota; Viridiplantae; Streptophyta; Magnoliopsida; Zingiberales; Musaceae
Product: ABC transporter I family member 6, chloroplastic-like
Exons: 8
Coding region: 227-838 (203 amino acids)
Molecular function (GO): ATP hydrolysis activity; ATP binding
Source: RefSeq, a predicted model, not a curated record
AAGAAAGAAAAGCGUUGCCACCACGCAGAUACCCAAACUGGAAGUAGGACUUCCGCCAUGGCUCUACUCACCUAUUCCUCCUUCGCCUCCAUUCCCCCGCCAUCUCUUCUCCUUCGACUUCCAUCUCUUUUCGGAGCUAUCUCCCGACGCCCUCUCGAACAUAUGUCGCUGCUCUCCUCAAUCCAAGACGGCUCCGGUCCCGCCUCCCUUGUCCCCACGCCCCUCUAUGGGCGAACGCGACGCUCACCGUCGACUGCCCCUCCACGGGCGACUCCGCCUCCCGGAACUUCCCUGGAGGAUCCUGUUGGUGGUGAAAGAUUUGAAGGCCGUCGUCAAGCAGUCCGGGCAGGGGAAUCCUGUUGGUGGUGUCAAUCUCACCAUCCACGAGGGCAAAGUGUACGCGAUUAUGGGGAAGAAUGGAUCGGGGAAACUCACGUUUUCGAAGGUUCUUGUUGGCCAUCCAGAUUAUGAGGUAACUGGAAGUAGUGUUCUUUUUAAAGACCAGAAUUUGCUUGAAAUGGAGCCAGAAGAUAGGUCCCAUGUUGGGCUUUUCAUGAGUUUCCAGACCCCUGUAGAAAUAGCAGGUGUAAGCAACUUUGACUUUCUGCUUAUGGCAUUCAAUUCUCAAAGAAAUAACCAUGGGCUACCACUGGAACCCCUUGAGUUCUACAGUUUGGUGACUCCCAAAGUUGCUGCUUCAAAUAUGAAUCCGAAGUUUGUUGACAGAAAUGUAAAUGAAAUCUUCAGUGGUGGUGAAAUGAAAUGGAAUGAAAUUCUGCAACUUGCAGUAUGUAUUCUUACUCUUCUGCUGCAUGACAAAAUCAAUCCGGGUAAGUGAUGAAGAUGAGAUUCAAACUCAGGACCUUGUGAUAAACUGUAAAGGUCUUUACCAGGUUCGUGAGGCAUAUCUGGCUAUUGUAGAUGAAAUUGAUUCAGGAUUAGAUGUCGACGCACUUCGAGAUGUAGGAAAAUCAGUUAAUGGGCUGUUAACACCAAAUAAUUCUGUCUUGAUGAUCACACAUUAUAAACAUCUAUUGGAUUAUAUCAAUCCGAGCUAUGUUCAUAUAGUGGAGGAUGGCAUGAUUGUAAAGACAGGUGAUGUUUCACUAGCAAACCAACUUGAGAGGGAGGCUACAGAGGGAUGUCCAUGUCAUAAUUGUAGAGCUGGUAUAUGAUUUCAGAGGAAAUGUAUCCAACUCACACCUGUUGAAGUGGUAGAUCGACAAUCACAUGCCUUGAUGCAUCAUUUGAGAGUACUACACUACCAUUGCCAUACACGCAAACGAAGAGUAUGAUCAAAUUUUGGUAUGUAAUUAGUUGGUUGCGGAAGGUGUGCUUGUAGGUUUAAGUUGUAGUCGGUGGAUAUUUCAUGACAUAUUGUUGUAAAUCUUCUCAUAAGCUUUAUAUACUCCAAACAGAUUUGAUUAGCGUCGGAAAUUAUUUUUGUAGAAGAAAUAAUUCUCUUAAGAUGAAUAGUUGAUAUAGAACAUUCUUUGA